AAUUUAGCAGAUGGAUUUUUAUACCUAAGAGCUUUAGUUUCUUCAGCUGAUAACAAAGGAACUGAAUUUUUGUCAUCAGUAAAAGCUAAAACAUUCCUGGACAAUGGACUUACUGAUGCCAUCAAUGCAUGGAUGCUUCCCACAGGCGCUGUUAUUGCAAUCAACUUCCAAGUGACUAAUUCAUCACAAUCACUACAACAAGACAAAGAUGGCUAUAUAAUUAAUUCCAAGUUUUAUCUACGAUAUGUAGAUCAAGCCCUACCUGAUACAGCAUCAUAUAUACAAAAACUAGAAAGAGAAAGAGAAGCCAGAGAAAGAGGUGAAGUUAAAGAUAAUAGGUCAUUGGCAAAAUAUUGGAUGUAUAUAGUCCCAAUAGCGAUUUUCGUCAUGAUUUCUGGAGCUACUAAUCCGAACAAGCUGGACAAGCAUCACGCUAAUAGGUUUAUAAUUUAG
Manduca sexta (tobacco hornworm) is the source of this 453-nucleotide messenger RNA. Its product is annotated as ER membrane protein complex subunit 10-like. The record is from RefSeq and is a predicted model, not a curated record. Lineage: Eukaryota; Metazoa; Arthropoda; Insecta; Lepidoptera; Sphingidae. Gene Ontology annotation, cellular component: EMC complex.